UCCCCUUCUUCUCUCGCUUUGGUCUUUCGUUUCUUCCGUCGUAUACCUUUUGCAUUCUUUUCUCUUCCUCCCUCCUCCUCCUCCUUCCUCUCUUCACCCACCUGUUCUCUCGUUAACAUCUCUCCGCACUCGCUUUUUGUGGUUCUGCGUGGGUAUUUCUCCAUUCUCACACCUUAUCACAGCUCUCCCCGCUACUUAUCAGUUGACCCCCCCCCUCCUCUCUCUCCCCGGCAGCCACAACCUCAACAUUCGUUACGAGCUACGAAAAGUUCCUCUGGGACCGUGAGAAGCUGGGACGGGACUUGUACAUGACUCUCUCAUAGAGCCUCGCCCUCCAUCAACUUCCCCCCCUCCAUCCCUCCCCUUCGCUGGUUGUUGGCAGGGGCAGAAUCGUUCCGAGGGCACCAACAUGAAGUGGGCCUCCAGCAGCAGCUGGCUCCUGGCCCUCCUGGCCUCCCCGGCCGUCGCCUGGCCGUGGAACGAGUCGUAUGCCGCCUACAACUUCAAUCAGAACAAAACCGCCACGGAUCCCCUCGAUUACUGGGGCGAAUGGCCCAACCACACCGGCCAGUACCACCCUUCGCCGGACAACUGGCGCUUCCCCGUCUACACCUUGUUUCUGGAUCGUUUCGUGAAUGGCGAUCCCACCAACGAUAAUAUUAAUGGGACAUUGUUCGAGCAUGAUAUCGCGUCCACGCAGAUGCGUCACGGUGGUGAUGUCGCGGGCUUGUUGGAUACUUUGGAUUAUUUGCAGGGGAUGGGCAUUAAGGCGCUGUAUCUGGCCGGAACGCAGCUGAUGAACCAGCCCUGGGGGUAUGAUGGCUACUCCGCCCUGGACACGACCUUGUUAGACCAGCACUACGGUGAUUUGGAGACUUGGCGGAAUGCGAUCACGGAAAUCCACAAGCGGGGCAUGUAUGUGAUUUUCGACAACACGAUUGCAACCAUGGGUGACUUGAUCGGAUUCGAGGGUUAUCUCAACACCACCACGCCGUUUUCGGUCAAGGAACAUCGCACGCAGUGGAAGUCGGACCGGCGGUAUGUGGACUUUGACAUCGGCAACACCUACAACUCGACCUGCGACUAUCCCCGCUUCUGGUUCGAAGAUGGCUACCCGGUGCAGAAGACGGUGACCGACCAGCUGGUGGGCUGCUACGACAGCGACUUUGAUCAGUACGGUGAUGUCGAGGCCUUCGGUGUGUUCCCCGAUUGGGAACGUCAGUUGGCCAAGUUCGCCUCGGUGCAGGAUCGUCUGCGUGAAUGGUACUCCCCCGUGCGCCAACGGCUGAUCCGCCACUCGUGCAUGAUCAUCUACUCGCUGGACAUUGAUGGCUUCCGGUACGAUAAGGCGACGCAAUCGACGGUGGACGCCUUGGGCGACAUGUCGGCCGCGUAUCGGGAGUGUGCGCGGGCGGUGGGCAAAGAGAACUUCUUUAUUGCCGGAGAAAUCACGGGCGGUAACACCUUUGGCUCGAUUUACCUGGGCCGAGGUCGGCAGCCCGAUCAAUAUCCCGCCGAUGCCAGCGCCGCCAUGAAGCUCACCAACGCGUCUGAGCCCCAGUAUUUCCUGCGGGAAGAGGGCCAGAAUGCGAUUGAUGGCGCUGCCUUCCACUAUUCCAUCUAUCGCUACCUGACCCGGUUUUUGGGGAUGGAUGGGAAUCUGGAGGCUGGUUAUGAUCUGCAACCGGAUUUGGUCACCGCCUGGAACCAAAUGGCGCAGUCCAAUGAUCUGGUCAACCCUAACACCGGCAAAUUCGAUCCCCGGCAUAUGUACGGAGCCACUAAUCAGGAUGUGUUCCGCUGGCCGACCGUGGAAAAGGGUGUCCAGAGACAGCUGCUGGGCACAUAUGUCACCACCCUGGUGCUGCCGGGCAUCCCGCUGCUGCUCUGGGGCGAGGAACAGGCCUUCUACAUCCUCGAUGCCACCGCUGCCAACUACAUCUUCGGUCGUCAGGCCAUGUCGCCUGCCACCGCCUGGCGCGAUCAUGGCUGUUUCUCGCUGGAGUCCUCGCAGUACUAUAACUGGCCCAUCGAGGCUGGUCGCAAUGGCUGCCAUGACCCCACGGUGACCUACGACCACCGCGAUCCCUCCCACCCGGUGCGCAACAUCAUCAAGCGCAUGUACCAGCUGCGCGAGGCGUACCCCGUGCUCAACGACGGAUACUCGCUGACGGCCCUGUCCAACCAGACCGAGCAGGUCUUCUACCGCGGUUCCAACGGAACAGCCACUGAGACCGGCAUCUGGUCCGUGAUGCGCGACAUCAACGCGGAGGUGCAGGACCUGGGGUCUGCUGCGGCCAAUCAGUCGGUCUGGCUGGUGUAUCACAACGUCAACCGCACUAUUGACUACACCUUCAACUGCAGUCACCUCAACUACUCUCUUGUCUCCCCCUACGAGACGGGCACCACCGUCAAGAACCUGUUCUACCCCUACGACGAGCAGACCUUGAUCGACAGCCCCUACAAGCUGGGCCUCAACGGCUCCACCAAGGCGAAUGGCUGUUUCGAGAAGAUGACCCUCGAUGCCUACGCCUACCGCGCCUACGUGCCCAAGGCCUCGUGGGUGAAGCCUCAGCCCAUGAUCACCAAGUUCACCCCCGGCCACGACGUGCCCGUGGUGUCGUCGGUCGCCCCCGACGAGGACGAGGAGGUCAAGGUGGCGCUGUACUUCAACGAGGCGAUGGACUGCGACUCCAUCACCAAGUCCAUCAGUUUCAAUUCCUCGACGGAGCAGGGCAAGGCGCCGGUGCUGGACACGAGCAGUGUCACCUGCAAAAACACGACCCUGAACGAGACGCAGUCCGACUGGAGCGGCCACAUCUCCUCGACCUUCAUGUGGGAGGCCACCUUGACCGGGGUCUACAACGGUAUCCACCGCAUGACGGUCAACAACGUCAGCAAUGUGGAUAACACCGACUACACCAACGCGGUCGACCACUUCCUGCUGCGCAUCGGCCAGAUCGACAACCCCAUGAUCCACACCACUGCCAACUACUCGACCAGUCUGCUCCACAAGUUCGACAACGGCACCCUCUUCAUCCAACACCACGCCGCUGGCGCCGACAAGUACCGCUACUCGACCAACUGGGGCACCUCCUUUUCUGACUGGCUGCCCUACUACGGUGGUAACGACACCAUCACCGAGUCCCCCUGGUCCGGCACCAAGCGCCAGUCCUGGAAGGGCCACCACAUCCGCAUCGAGUACUGGAACCGCUGGACCGGCAGCAGUGAUUACGUGCAGGAGGGGGAUGCCGACUGGGACCACAUGGUGCCGCGGCGCUUCCCCCACAUCUUCUGGAACGGGCCCUACAACGAGUACGGCUACGACUCCGGCCUGGACAAUGUUGUCAGCCAGGACUUGGGGUCGGGGUUGUGGCACUACCACUUCACGGCGGAAUGGCCGGCGGUGGCCCAGCUGAACGUCUGGGGCAUGAACCCGGACGGGCAACCGGAUCAGAGUUGGGUGUUGGGCGACGCCGACAAUGACUCGGUGCUCGAUCGCAUGCCCCCGUCCUCGCUGUCCGCCACCCUGAUCAACAUCACCGAGCACCCCCCCGCGCCCUACAUCUCCUGGAACGUCAUCAUUGACGAUGCCACCAUGCGCUUCCACCUCUACCCGGUCGGCAAGCAAGCGACCCAGAUCGCCAUGUUCGUGCUCUUCUGGAUCAUCCCCCCCAUCAGCGCCUGCGCCUGCGUCUGGGUCUUCAUGAAGUCCUUCUACAAGGUCAAGUUCAACCAGGUCGGCGUGCAGGAGAAGCACACCAUGAUCCCACUGGCCAUCCGCCGCCAGUUCAAGAAGCGGCCGCGCGCUCUCGCCGAGAAGGAGGUAGGUGCCCUGGCGCGGCUGGCCAACAAGUCGGGCUUGCUCCAAACCUCCACCCCCUUGGGGGGUGCGGUGGCCGGCAAGAAGCGGCGCAUGGUGCUCAUCGCCACGAUGGAGUAUGAUAUCGAAGACUGGCAGAUCAAGAUCAAGAUCGGUGGCUUGGGAGUCAUGGCCCAGUUGAUGGGGAAGACGCUGGGCCACCAGGAUCUCAUCUGGGUGGUCCCCUGCGUUGGAGGGGUGGAUUAUCCGGUCGAUACCCCCGCGGAGCCCAUGCACGUCACGAUUCUGGACAAUGACUACGAGGUGCAGGUGCAGUACCACACGCUGAAUAAUAUCACCUAUGUCUUGCUCGAUGCCCCCGUCUUCCGCCAGCAGACCAAGUCCGAGCCGUAUCCCGCGCGCAUGGACGAUCUGAACAGUGCCAUCUACUACUCGGCCUGGAACCAGUGUAUCGCCCAGGCGUGCAAGCGCUUCCCCAUCGACCUCUACCAUAUCAACGAUUACCACGGCUCCCUGGCCCCCCUGUACCUCCUGCCCGAGACCAUCCCCGCGUGUCUGUCCCUGCACAACGCCGAGUUCCAAGGUCUGUGGCCCCUGCGCACCACCACCGAGCGCGAGGAGGUGUGCAAGGUGUUUAAUCUGAGUCUGGACGUCGUCCGCCACUAUGUCCAAUUCGGCGAGGUGUUCAACCUCUUGCAUUCCGGAGCCAGCUACCUGCGUGUCCACCAGCAGGGGUUCGGAGCGGUCGGUGUCUCCAAGAAGUACGGCAAGCGGUCCUACGCCCGGUAUCCCAUCUUCUGGGGGCUGCGCAAGAUCGGCAACCUCCCCAACCCGGAUCCCUCCGACGUGGGCGAGUGGAACAAGGAGCAGGCGAAGGCGAUGAGUGGGGAUAUUGCCGUGGAUCCGGCCUACGAGGCGGGUCGGGGCGAUCUCAAGCGCCAGGCGCAGGAGUGGGCGGGUCUCACCGUCAACCCGGAUGCGGAUCUGCUGGUGUUUGUCGGCCGGUGGUCGAUGCAGAAGGGGGUUGAUUUGAUUGCGGACGUCAUGCCGGCGGUCUUGGAGGCCCAUCCCAACGUGCAGCUCAUCUGUGUCGGUCCGGUGAUCGAUUUAUACGGGAAAUUCGCCGCCCUCAAGCUCGACCACAUGAUGAAGCUCUACCCCGGCCGGGUCUUCUCGCGCCCCGAAUUUACCAGUCUGCCGCCCUACAUCUUCUCCGGCGCCGAAUUCGCCCUCAUCCCCUCGCGGGACGAGCCCUUUGGCCUGGUGGCCGUCGAGUUCGGUCGGAAGGGCGCCUUGGGGAUCGGUGCCCGCGUUGGUGGAUUGGGUCAGAUGCCCGGUUGGUGGUACAACGUCGAGUCGACCUCGACUUUCCAUCUGCUGCAUCAGUUCAAGCUGGCCAUCGACGCCGCCCUGAACUCCAAGCAGGAGACGCGCGCCAUGAUGCGCGCCCGCUCCGCGAAGCAGCGCUUCCCCGUGGCGCAGUGGGUCGAGGACCUGGAGAUCCUGCAGACCACCGCCAUUCAGGUGCACAGCAAGGAGCGCAGCAAGACGAACGGCCGGCCGGUCACCCCCUCCGCCGGCCACUUCGCCCUCACCCCGGCGCCCCAGUCCCCCUCGCUGGCCCCCGGCAUGCCGACGGCCACCCUGCAGUCCCGCGAGAGCAGCUACGCCAACCUCAACCGCCUCAGCGAGUACGUGGCCACCUCCGACCCCACCGAGAAGCCCGUCUCCGGGCUGCAGCGCAAGCUGUCGCUGGGAUACCGGUCCGGGCCGGGCCAUCGGCGGCGGGCGGAUCCGCAGAACGAGAACAUCGUCGAGGCGGAGGAAGGCGGCGACGAGACGGACCUCGAGCCCGAUCCCCAGGACCAGUUCGGGGAGGACGAGUACACGCUCAACCACGCGGAGCUGGAGGAGGCGCGGCGUCUGCAGGCGGCGCGGCAAUCCGGGGUCUUGGUCCCCGCCAGCCCGGGCUUCCCCCACCACAGCCUCGUCCCCUCCAGCCCCGGCACGCCCCCCAGCGCCGCGCAAACCCUCCUCCCUCCCCCUACCCUCCACGAGGCCCGCAACCGGCUGUCCAGCGCCUCCAUGCUCUCCCUCGACUCGGUGGUGGGCGGCAAGAAGGACUUCAAGCUGCAGAAGGUCGACCCCUUCUUCACCGACAGCACGGGCGAGUACUACAACGCUUUCGACAAGCGGCUCGAGGAUUUGACGGGGGAGAACUCCGAGUCGCAGUUCUGUAUUGAGGAGUAUCUCGUCACUAGCGAGAAGGAGUGGUUCGAUCGCUUCCGCGACGCCAAACUCGGGCGCUUCAAGUCCCCCACCCCCUCCAUCUUCCGCGACAAGCACGGCGCCUCGUCCAUGGGCUCCUACAACGACGAGACCGGCUCGCGCCUGAGCGCCAGCAGCAACGAGGGGUCGCACGAGACCGACGACGAGUUCUUGCUCGGCAAGGACUACGUGCCGCCGACGGGCCUGCGCCGCUGGAUGCAGAUCCGUAUUGGUGACUGGCCCAUCUACAGUAUCUUUUUGAGCGUGGGCCAGAUCAUCGCCGCCAAUUCGUAUCAGGUCACCCUGUUGACGGGCGAGGUCGGUCAGACCGCUGAGAAGCUGUACGGGAUUGCGACGACCUACCUGAUUUCCUCGAUCUGCUGGUGGCUGGUGUACCGCUACUUCAGAUCGGUGGUGUGUCUGUCCGUGCCGUGGUUUUUCUACGGGUUGGCCUUCCUGUUGAUUGGGAGUGCGCACUGGAUUGGCAACGAAUUCAACCGCGGCUGGCUGCAGAAUAUCGGCAGUGCCGCCUACGCGGUGGGCUCGUCGAGUGGCUCGCUGUUCUUUGCCCUCAACUUCGGGGACGAGGGCGGAGCCCCCGUCGAGGUCUGGAUCUUCCGCGCGUGUCUCAUCCAGGGCAUCCAGUCCGCCUACGUGAUUGCGCUCUGGUACUGGGGCUCGACCCUGACCAAGGCGUCUAGUUCCGGGGUGCUGACCAGCACCGGUACCCUGGCCAACUCGUGGAAGAUGACGGCGAUCUGCUACCCGAUUGCCCUCGUCCUGUGGGCCGUGGGGGCGUUGCUGUGGAAGGGACUGCCUACCUACUACAACCAGACCCCGGGCAAGGUCGCCUCGUUCUACAAGUCGGUCCUCCGGCGCAAGAUCGUGCUCUGGAAUUUCGUCGCGGUGAUCCUGCAGAACUUCUUCCUGAGUGCCCCCUAUGGCCGCAACUGGGGCUUCCUGUGGGGGUCGGCGCACACGCACGGCUGGCAGAUUGUGAUCCUGUGCAUCGUGUUUUAUGGCUUCGUCUGGGCGGGGUUCUUGUUUGUGGUCAGUCGGUACUUCAAAGCGCACAGCUGGUUCCUCCCCGUCUUCGCCUGUGGAUUAGGGGCGCCGCGCUGGGCGCAGAUCUGGUGGGGGGUGUCGGGCAUUGGGUAUUUCCUCCCCUGGGUCACCGGGGGAUACACCGGGGGGUCCUUGGUCUCCCGGAGUAUCUGGCUGUGGCUGGGGGUGCUGGACAGUAUCCAGGGAUUGGGCUUUGGCAUCAUUCUGCUGCAGACGCUCACUCGCACGCAUAUGUUGUUCACUUUGAUCUGUUCGCAGGUCCUGGGUUCGAUUGCCACCAUUUGUGCCCGCGCCUUCGGGCCGAAUAAUGUCGGGCCGGGCCCGAUUUCCCCGGAUCCGACCUUCGGAGCGAGUGCCGUCGCCAAUGCCUGGUUUUGGGUCGCUUUGUUCUGUCAGUUGCUGGUUUGUGCCGGCUUUUUGCUGUUUUUCCGCAAGGAGCAGUUGGCGAAGCCGUAGUCGCCUGUUUGUAUUCUCUUUCUCUGUCUUUCUUCUUACAUUGAUUGAUAAAGUGAUCCGCACUCACCCUGAUGUACAUCUAAUGAUUGAUCUGUAUAGACGUCAGCUUAUACGCUGAGCAAAAUGCGUUCGUUUUUCUUUUUGCUUUUCUCUUUUUUUCUUUUUGUUCUUCUAGUUGUUGUUGGGUGGGUUCGUGGAGGAGGUUGCUGCUGUGGACUCGUCCUUCUAAUCGUGCUAGAGCCGGAUGGGUCACAUAUAUACUUGUAUAUAUAUCCGCGCAUCAUGACCAUUCUUGUGAUACCCAAUACACUACCCUUGUG
Aspergillus saccharolyticus JOP 1030-1 is the source of this 7932-nucleotide messenger RNA. RefSeq names its product alpha-1,3-glucan synthase Ags1 (gene ags1). Gene Ontology annotation, cellular component: fungal-type cell wall. The record is from RefSeq and is a predicted model, not a curated record. Gene Ontology annotation, molecular function: alpha-1,3-glucan synthase activity. Lineage: Eukaryota; Fungi; Ascomycota; Eurotiomycetes; Eurotiales; Aspergillaceae. Gene Ontology annotation, biological process: fungal-type cell wall (1->3)-alpha-glucan biosynthetic process. The coding region runs from base 410 to 7612 and encodes 2400 amino acids. The transcript has 4 exons.